Alternaria ventricosa is the source of this 768-nucleotide messenger RNA. RefSeq lists its product as uncharacterized. The coding region runs from base 1 to 768 and encodes 255 amino acids. The transcript has a single exon. The record is from RefSeq and is a predicted model, not a curated record. NCBI's taxonomy places the organism in Eukaryota, Fungi, Ascomycota, Dothideomycetes, Pleosporales, Pleosporaceae.
AUGAGCGACAAAGCUGAGCAGCGAACAAAACAACUAAGGCAGGACUUCGGCGGCCUACCACAAUGGGAAACCGCGUUCACACGCGAAUGUCUCGACAACGGCGACACAGAGUGGAGUAUCACCAUAAAAUAUCACGAAAUGGUCCAUGAGAACAUCAAAUAUCGUUCCCUUGCUCGCACCGUACAUCGGAUGUGUAAAAGGCAAAUCGGUAAACAUCCCAGCAUUACGGAAGACAUGAUCAAAGAAUGGCUCGCCGAGGAUGACUGGACUGAUGCUCAGGUGAGAGCGGAGUAUCAGCGACAGUUCGAUGAUGCGCAACUUCCAAAGCGUAACGCAAACAAGCUAGUGUGCGAGAUGAGACGGGAUUACGGAGACUGCCAUUGGGUUAGCGACACACACGUACGCAAGUGGAUGAAGCGUGGGUUGACAGAGGAUCGUAUCAGAGAAAGGUACCAGUAUUACAUGAUCGAGGCUCGAUUGGCGAGUCGAGCGGCAGCCUUGCGGUAUCGCUUAGAAGUCGAGGUGUUUGACAAGUUGGUCAUAUCGAAUGCUGUCUUACUGGAGGAAUGUCGUGGCAAUCCAAACGACGACGCCAUCGUGGACACCUAUUGGAUUAAAUUCGCUAGGGCUCAGGAAGAUGCUGCAGGAGGAGAUGUAGGUGAUGUACAGGAGGGAGCUGUACAGGAGGGAGCUGCACAGGAGGGAGCUGCACAGGAGGGAGCUGCACAGGAGGGAGCUGCACAGGAGGGAGCUGCUGAGGAGGGGUAA